UAGGCUCCAGCUUCUCGCGACCCCGUAUGGGACAAGCGGUUCAGAAAGUGUGUGUCUGUAUGUCCCGUGACAAUUAUUAAGUAAUAAGUGGCUCCUUGUUUUAUAGGUUCAUUUUUCGAACUUGCCAGAAGCAGAACACCGAAUUUUGGUAUACUUUAUCCUACAAAAACGGUUUACACUCAGCACUUUAUUUUCUUUUAAUUUUUUCUUUCAUAGGUGCCACAGCUUUAACGGCCGACUGUACCUGACUUCCGGCGCGAGAUUUAAAAAGUCCCGUCGCGUGCCUGCUGCUGUGCUGCUCGCGGCAGUGCUCGCGACGUGAGUCAGAGGCGCUGAUAGAAUCAGCUGUUAAAUUAAGUGCAGGAGUGUGAAAAGUGAAGUAAAAAGUGAAGUAAAGGUGUUUGUUCCCGAUCUCGGCGAAAACGGAAAACGCUGUUUGGUGGCUCUGCUCCACAAUUGAAUGUGCAAAGUUCACCCGCAUUAAGCACUUAAUAAUUCAUAAUUAUUAUUAAUAUACGUAGUAAUAUCGACACGGCAACUGAACUGACUGAGGAAAAUGUGAGAACGCGGGAAGCUGUUAUUCGUGUGAAGUGCAGAGUUAGCGUAAUGAACCCAAACGUGUGGAAUAUUAAGGAGAUUUUGAGCAUUCCACCAGUUUCUGGUUGGACUGGUUCUGCCGGCGAAGGCUCCAGCGUCACUGAUUCCCAGUUCCUCUUCGGGUCCCAGCUGUGGCCUGACCAAUCACAGAAAUUAUCCCAGGACAUUGCCUUCUCUUCGCGGAUCUCCCAGCACGGCUCACCAGAGGCCAGCGAAUCCAGCAUUUCAUCCAGCUAUCACAGCAAGCCUUACCUGUUUGGUGGAGACUUCCAAGACAAAAGCAAGGUGGUCACGCUUACUGGUCGCAAAAAUAAAGGAAUACUUGAGAGGUUUGAGGAGGAUAAGAGAAAAUCAAAAGACAAGGAGGAAAGUGAUGUGCUGAUGGGCCACAUGCUUCAACUGGGAGACUGCAUGGAAAAUAUGAAGAUUACCCUUAAUUGCAUCGAAAGGAACAUAGAUUCUGCGAAAAAUUCCAUACUUCAGUGUUUGGAGACCUUCACAAAAACAAUACAGGACAAUGUGGCAAACAUGCGAGACAACAUGGCCACACAACUCGAGGCACUCCUACACAAGCUGGAUUGUGAAGGUGAAAUAAUGAGGGAGACCAAGGACAGAAAUGCAAAGAUGGAUCUAGAAGUGAGUGCACUCCAAUCCUGUGUGCAAGGUUUAAACCAGGACCUACAAGACCUGAGAGCAGAGCAGAGCAAGGAGCUGGGAAUGAUGGGAGAUGCAUUGUCGCUGCUUCAAGGACUCAUUUCCUCACAAAAGCCCACAGCUGGGAUGGUAGACCAGAAAGUGCAGACGUCACCCUGUUUGCUGGAGAGGUUCUGCUUGGCAGGUGAGGAGGCCAAGCACCUUCAGGGCUUGCAGUUGUGCAGCGGGCCGGUGCAAUUUGUUGGAGGUGAGGGGAAGGGUGGGGAUUUUGAGUGGCACAGUGAUGCUGAGCCUUCUGUGCAACGCUGUUCUGUAAACCUGUCGACAGCUGGGGUUGGAGAGGAUUUCAGGCGGAGGUCGUGUAGCAUACGUUCUCCUUCCAGACGUAGGUCUGGGUACAUUAACAGUCCAGCUCGCAUCCUCAAUGAGAGCAGUGCCCCUAAUGGCACUAAGCUGUUGAAAUGCCCCCAGGGCCUUAGCGGCCAGAGACAGGGAACAGGCCAGCAGUCUGUCUAUACAGCAGGCAAGAACCUAAAAAAACCCAGCAGGUAUAGGCCUGCCUUAAAAAAGAGGGCCAGAGUAGAAAGUGCUCAGAAAUCGCAGCUAGGUUGGUCUGGGGAUUCAUGCAGAGAUGGACAUGAUGGCAGUGUCGUCCAGGAGAGAUUCUUGCAGGAUCUCACUGGGUGUGUGAAAGCCAUGCCCUCCUUCAAUACAUCCAGUGUCUGGCAGCAAAGCCUUUGGCAGCUGUUUAAUAUUGCUGAUGAUUCUGACUGAGAGGCUGACAUUGCCCCUUGGUGAGUUGCCAGUUUUGCAGCGAUUGGUGUAAACCUGCUUCUUGUACACCUUUACACUUACACAGUAUCUGUAUAUGUGUUUGUAUAAAUAUUUUAUAUAUAAACAUUACCUAUAUACAUAUGACCUAUAGAUGACUGGUAAGCAAGUCUAUUGCACUGUACAGAUACAUUUUUAAACAUUUAGUUAAUAUUUAAAAUAUGGGCAGUCUGUCUUCUAGGAAGAUAUUAAACUGUAUGAAAGCA
Scleropages formosus (Asian bonytongue) is the source of this 2288-nucleotide messenger RNA. RefSeq names its product coiled-coil domain containing 36 (gene ccdc36). NCBI's taxonomy places the organism in Eukaryota, Metazoa, Chordata, Actinopteri, Osteoglossiformes, Osteoglossidae. Gene Ontology annotation, cellular component: condensed nuclear chromosome. Bases 607 to 2025 code for a protein of 472 amino acids. The transcript is spliced from 7 exons. Gene Ontology annotation, biological process: homologous chromosome pairing at meiosis; meiotic DNA double-strand break formation; DNA recombination. The record is from RefSeq and is a predicted model, not a curated record.